CCGGGCUCACGUUGCACAAAUCUGUCAACUCGUUCGGAAUGGAUGACGCGUUAGCUGCGUGACGGGGAAAUAACUAAAACUUUUUUUUAUUCUGCUCGGACAGUCACAUUUGAGGACGUUUAACUUUUGGAUAUCAAAGUUAAAGCACACAGGGAGCGGGAAAGUGCUCAAGACUGACCAUUACAUCUCAGAUUCAGCUGAAUGUUAAGUUAAUGUCACCACAUGGAAACCAUUCCCUCUGCUGAACAUAUGAAGACCCUUACAUACAACUUAAACUGGACAAAAUGCUAUUAAUGUGUGACCAAAGUCCGGUGAUGCCAGGAGGUGGCAGUGGUCCAAAUGGGGAAGAUCCUGCAUUGCCGUCAGCCACAGCAGAAGUUGAAGGUGAAGAGAGGGUGUUGUCAGAGCUCCAGGAUGGACACGGGCAGUUCGAGCAUCAGGGGAGAAGACAGUGGCGCUUCAGGGGGGGACGUGGGGCAGGAAGAUGAGGACAUGACUAGCGGUUCUCAUGAUCUUUCUUCGUCAGCUAAUCAUAGCCCUGGGAGCGCAAUAGGAUCCACCUCAGUUUCUACAAAGAGCAGUGAACAUGCGGAUGGUAGUAGAGGGCAAACCCACCGAGAGGUGAUGACCACAGUGGCUGAGAUGAAAAAGAAGCUUCCCUCAGACAAACGUAACCGCAGCAAAGCCAGCACUGUGGAGGCAUUACAUUAUGCACUCAACUGUGUCAAGCAAGUUCAAGCCAACAGUGAAUACUACAAACUGCUAAUGAGAAAUGGGCAGGAUGAAAGGAGAGAUGCCACUGUUUGCACUCUGGAAGAGCUGGAGAGAGUCACCUCUGAGCACACCCUUAAAAACAUGGAUUCCUUCGUGGUGGUUUUCUCCCUGUCGAGCGGCCGUGUGCUGUACACGUCGGAGCAGGCUCCCAGCAUCAUGUGCUGCAAGAGGAAGUUUCUGGAGUCUGCAAAGUUUGUUGAGCUUCUCUUCCACCAAGAUGUUAAUGUCUUCUACUCGCACACGGCACAGCCACAUUUGCCACCGUGGAGUAACUCAUACAAAGCUGGAGUUCUGUUCGACAGUGCCCAGGUCAAAUCCUUCUUCUGCAGAAUCAGGGGCGGGAAGGAUCGUGAGGGUGAGAUGCGAUACAAUCCUUUCCGGGUCACACCUUACCUGCUGAAGGUGCAGGGAACGGGGAGCACUGGAGAGGAGGAGGAGCCGUGCUGCCUGGCGUUGGCUGAGCGCAUCAUUUCUGGAUAUGAGGCCCCUCGGAUUCCCAUGGACAAGCGCAUUUUCACCACAACACACUCCCCUGGCUGUGUAUUCUUGGAAGUUGAUGACAGGGCUGUGCCUUUGCUAGGAUACCUUCCUCAGGACCUGAUUGGCACAUCAUUGCUGACUUGCAUUCACCCAGAGGACCGUCCUCUCAUGCUGUCCAUGCACCGGAAAGUCUUGAAGUAUGCAGGCCAGCCUCCAUUUGAGCAUUCUCCAGUGCGUCUGCGCUGUCAAAAUGGAGACUACAUAACUUUGGACACUAGCUGGUCCAGCUUCAUUAACCCUUGGAGUCGCAAGGUGGCCUUCAUCAUUGGACGGCACAAAGUCAGAACGAGUCCGCUGAAUGAGGAUGUGUUUGCUGCUCAGAUUGACGAUGUUCCAGUCACUCAUGAGGAAAUUAAAGAUCUCCAAGCAAAGAUCUAUAAGCUUUUGCUGCAACCGGUCCACAACAAUGGAUCCAGUGGGUACGGUAGUUUGGGAAGUAACGGCUCUCAUGAGCACUACAUCAGUGUUGCCUCUUCGAGCGACAGUAAUGGUAACCUGUGGGAGGAUCCACAGAGAGAGCCGAUGACCUUGCAGCAGAUCUGUGCUGAUGUAAACAGAGUGCAAAGGUGGGGCCAGCAGGCAUAUCUGGAUUCCAGCCACAAAACUGCUCGUCUGUGUAAACGUGCCACAGCACCUCCACCUCCCUUAGCUUCCAACCCUCAGGUCAGAGAAAAUGAAGAUGGCAGGAAGCAAACACACAUCCCCUCUUAUCAGCAAAUCAACUGUGUGGAUAAUAUCAUAAGAUAUUUGGAGAGCUGUACAGGUCCAGUCCUUAAGCGAAAGAGUGGAUCUCAUUCUUUGGCCACCUCUUCUUCCUCAUCCUCUACCUCAGAAGAUGACAAGCCUGCAGUUGCCACUGACACAGCUCCAUCCAGUUCAAACGUGGUUGUGUUGGACAGUGAGGUGUCAGUGGGCCCUGCAGCUGCAGCUGUUGUCGGGGCCCCUCUAACAGACAUCACCAUGUCCUCUAAGGCCAUGAGUGUUGUCUCGGUCACUAGCCAGUGUUCAUACAGCAGCACCAUCGUCCAUGUGCCACAGCCUGAGUCAGAAGCCACUGCACUGGAGGAUGCCCCAAUGGGCAGUGAGCCUGCUGAUACUGCUACGACUCCUGUCCGUCCAACUCCAAGCCCUGCUACAGUGGAACAAACGUUUGUAGGUCUCACCAAGGAGGUUCUUUCAGCUCACACCCAGAAGGAGGAACAAGAGUAUGUGGAUCGCUUCCGCCAUCGCAUCCUUCAGAGCCCUUACAAGUCCUAUCUGCAGCUGGAUAACAGCUCAAUGGCUCACUCCCAUCACCCAGGAGACUACCUUCGUCCAUUGAGUGCUGGAGGUUGGAAUCGCUCUCGAAGAGGAAAGCCCAGACACAAGCGACCCAAACCACAGGGUUCCUCCGACAGCUAUGCUUCCCCACCUGGCCAGCCUUACCGUGUUCCUUAUUCUUCUUGGCCAUCCUCAGAGUCCUCGCAGCCCCAGGUGGGAGCACCUUACAGUCAAACGUCCCCACUCCAGGUGCCGUUCUUCCCUGUCAUGGGGAAACCUAGCACAGAGCAGCUGCCCAGACCACAACAGCCGCCUGGAGCAACUCCUGUGAUGUUGCAACCUCCUGACCAGCUCAGCUACAACUUUAACAUUAUGCAAUCUGGUCAGAGCCAGCCAAGCAUGCAGUCAGUUCACAUGGAGCCCAUUCAGAAUCUGCAGAAUAUCCAGAACUUUCCCAAUGUGCAGCCAGUGGCCUCAGCCCAGAGCUUUAACCCUUAUAUGGCUCCGGUCAUGGCUGUCAUCCUGCCCAACUUCCCAACUUUUACUCCAGGCUUCCCGUCUAUAUACCCAUCAUCCAUUCCCUCUGUAGUUCCCCAGACCCCUAUCGACAUGCCAGGCUAUGCACCUUGCAGUGCCUCUUUCCCUCAGUCGCAGUUUCAGGCUCAGCCUGGCCUCCACUCUCAGACAUCUCCUGGCCUUCUUCUCUGCUCACCAAGAGCCAGCUCAUCUGUUGGAGAAGAAGAAGAAGCAGCUGAGCCUCGGGCUUUAUUCUCCAGCUCUCGCUCAAGUUCUCCUCUGCAGCUUAACCUGCUACAGGAGGAACUUCCCAAGCCAAGCGAAGGGCAGAGCAGCACUGGACACAACCACUCUGAAAGCCUCCAUGAAAAACAUGUCAAUGAGGUUGAUGCCCCUAGUGAUUCUGGCAACCAGGAUGCCCAAUCAACAUCCAGUGAGCUGCUUGACCUGAUGCUGCAAGAAGAUGCCAGGUCAGGGACUGGUUCCAAUGCUUCAGGAUCUGGAUCAGGAGAGUCUGGAGGAUCGCUGGGUUCUGGAUCUGGCUCCAAUGGAACCUCCACCUCACACACUGGUAGCAGCAACAGCAGCAAAUAUUUUGCCAGCAAUGAUUCAUCAGAUACAUCACGCAAAGCUCGGAAGAGUCAAGAAGCACCUGCAGAGCACCAACACAGCUUCGACACUCAGGUGGAGAAUUCCCUGUGGAGUAUGAUCCAGCACACAUCUGAGCAUGUCAUGAUGACGUACCAGAUCCACACCAGAGACCAAGGUGAAGUGUUGGCAGAAGACAGGGAGAAGCUUCGUGUGCUUCAGCCACUCCAGCCCUGGUUCAGCCAAGAGCAGAGAGAGGAGCUGGCUGAGGUCCAUCCUUGGAUCCAGCAGCACACUAUCCCACAGGAAAUAGACACACAGGGUUGUGUGAGCUGCAACUCAGGUGCAGGCAUUGGCUACUCCCCUCACCCACCUGCUCCUGACAGUUCAUCACCUGCGGAGAGGCCCCAGCAGGACUCUAUCGGACCUGUUGUUGACACUUAAAAAACAGAGACCUCAAAACUGUCACUACACACCUCACAGUGAACCAGCCUUUUCAGAAACCUUGUCAGCCCCUUUCAUGCAUCUCUUCUGACCAGCAUGGAGGAUUGGAUCCCUGUUCUUUAGACAAAGGUUCAACACGUUUUGUACAGACCACAAAGGGUAGACUCAGGCCCUGAAGCAGCAGUGGAGGCAAGUAAAGGGCAUGUUACUGGCACUUUGUCCCACUUAGACUAAUGUUUUUCUUUACCAGACCAUUGACAUUACACCUCUCUUCUUGUUUUGUUAAGAAAGCCCCCCUAGGGGUAUUUUUUUUAAUUGUGUGAGACUCUAGAGCCUUUGGUACUAUGAGCCACCAGUUGCUCAAUGCGUGAAAAGGGACCUCAGUUGCUGGCCCUCACCAUGAGCACUGUGCAAACACCUGUACUACCUGUGUAGUUCAGGUGAGACUGGGUAAGAAGAUGAAAGCAAUGAAGGCCCAGUUUGAGUAUCAGAACACAUGCCGGACUCAUCAAAUGACAUGGUGUACAGACUGUACAGUAUAUGUACCAUAGCUACUCCUUCAGUGACAUGCAGUGUGACUGCUGCGUGGUAGACCAAUUUUUUUGUGUGUGUGUUUUUCUGGACACUAAGACAAAGACAAAUUUGUUGUUCUCUGUUUAUAACGUCCAGAUUUAUAACUUGUAAGCUAUUAUUGUUAUUGGAGUUUACUCUUAUUCCAUAGCCUGGUUUGUUCUUGUCCAGAGCAUCCUUUUUUAUAUCAUUUUCACUCACGAACAACAGCAAUCCAGUUGAUCCUUUUAAGCUGAAUUUGCAGCUUUUACACAAGUCCAGCCUAUUGCUCAAAACCCAGUAGUAAAUCCUUUUCGCACCCAGUAUCACGCUUUGUCGUCAUCCUGUAAUACGUGUAGCCUACCUGUAGUUGUGAAGACACAGCACAGCCCAAGAUUUCCACUGAUCUUCUAUUUACUUAGUAAAUUUCCUCUCAGACCCUGUCUGUUUGACUGUGUGUGCACUUGUAUGAAAGAAAGGGACAGGCAGGAAUCAACUUACCUGUUAGCGUUCCACGAAUGUUGUCACUCUUCCUGUACUUUAGUCGGUUUGCAGGUGAGCAGGUGGGAUUGGACCAUUGUGAGUGUAAAUGAGAGUGUGAGCUGCUUCCUUCGAUAGACUUGUCUGACUGUGCAAGACAGACCAGGUUUUUCUACUGUUUUUAGAUUUAAAGUAUAUUACAGUACUGUGUAUUUUGUAGAAAACAACAAACAAAACAAACUUCACAAAGUGUGUAAAAAGCCAUUUAUCUUGAAUUCAGGGACUGUUUAUUUGUGACACAAAGGAAUGAUUAAAUGACCUAAGACAU
Molecule: messenger RNA, 5479 nt
Organism: Melanotaenia boesemani (Boeseman's rainbowfish)
Lineage: Eukaryota; Metazoa; Chordata; Actinopteri; Atheriniformes; Melanotaeniidae
Gene: per3
Product: period circadian clock 3
Biological process (GO): entrainment of circadian clock by photoperiod; negative regulation of transcription by RNA polymerase II; circadian regulation of gene expression
Cellular component (GO): cytoplasm; nucleus
Molecular function (GO): transcription corepressor binding; transcription cis-regulatory region binding
Source: RefSeq, a predicted model, not a curated record